CUUCUUUCUUUCGCUUUGGUUCAUGCCGACAUGCGAUUAAGUGGAUUAUUUGAUUGGAUAUUUGAAAGCUGACGUGGAAUCCUACGUGGGUGGAUUUGUAAACAGUUUCGAGUUUGAUUCCAACGGUGGAGAUUCAAGAUUCUUCGAUGAUUGUGAAGGGCUUUCGUUUUCCCAAUCACGUGUAACCCGGGCCCCAAUUUUUAAAAGCAUUUUCCGCGAAUUCUUCACCGUCCACGUGACGCGCAUGUAUUGGUUGCAAUGAUGCAAUUUAACGGAAAGAUCACUCCGUCAUCUUCCACUUCCCACCACCGUCUCUCUAAACAAUUACAUGGCGAGUCUCUGUAUCUCUUCCUCCCGGGUUCUCUCUCUCCACCACCAGAAACCGUUCCUCUCUCUUAAAGUCCGGCCUCGUUCCUCAGAUCUCUCCGUUUCAGGUCGCGUAAAUGCUGUCUGCUUCAAUCCGCUAAGAGUAUCGAUAGAUCGUAAGCGAACCGAUACUGUGCCUACGAGGGUUGAGAAGCAGCGAAAGAGAGGAUCGAGUGUGGUCUGUUAUGCUGCUCCGAUGCCUGUCCAUAAUCUACAAUGGAUCUCCGCAAUUUCUUGCGUAGGAUUGAUGCUUGCGAGGGGAACCGGUAUCCACAAGUCCUUUGUUGUUCCACUAUUCGCUCUAACCGCACCGUCGGGCAUCAUCGCCUGGGCAAAGGGUGAGUAUGGCAUCUGGGCAGCAUUCCUGGCUCUUCUUGCUCGACUCUUCUUCGCUUUUCCAGGUGAACUUGAACUGCCAUUCAUUGCAUUACUCUUGGCAAUUGUGGCGCCACCUCAAGUUAUGAGCAUAAGAGGGAAGCAAGAAGGAGCUCUCAUUUCUUUGGCGAUAUCUUGUUUCCUGGCUUUCCAGCAUUUCUCACGAGCAGGGAGCUUGCAGAAAGCGUUUGAUCAGGGCUCACUUGUUGCCACUCUAGGCAUCAUUGGUGUCACAGUUGUAUCGAUCCUUUUCUUGAUAUAACUAUAUACUCGUGACAAAAGGACUGUCAUCUGUAAAUCACUGUAAACAAUGAGUAUGAAGAGACAAGAAAUAAUGUGCUGUAUUUAUUUGCUCAAUGUUACUCAAGUCAAUAAGUUUGUGUUGAUUCGCUGUUUAUAAUAUAACUGUAUUUGGCACUAUUCGCUGGUAAUGGAAUGAUCUUUUAAUCGCAUAUGAUUCCAAGAUGAGCUGGUUUGGGUUGAAAAC
Thlaspi arvense is the source of this 1228-nucleotide messenger RNA. NCBI's taxonomy places the organism in Eukaryota, Viridiplantae, Streptophyta, Magnoliopsida, Brassicales, Brassicaceae. The record is from the annotation of a GenBank genome assembly.